Molecule: messenger RNA, 968 nt
Organism: Bombus huntii
Lineage: Eukaryota; Metazoa; Arthropoda; Insecta; Hymenoptera; Apidae
Product: translation machinery-associated protein 16 homolog
Exons: 5
Coding region: 280-579 (99 amino acids)
Source: RefSeq, a predicted model, not a curated record
AUAUACAAACAAUAGAAAUACUUUCGUGUGCUAUUAUACGUAGUUCGAUAGUUUACAUUUCACGGGCCCCGUGUUGCACCCGCGUCGGUUUCGUUCCUGUUUCCAACGUAUAAGUGUAGCGUCAGUGAUUCGCGUGACGCGACGUAACCUUCAACGUUUGUUUUUCUCCGUUUAUGCGUUGUGUGUUCGUUUGAAUGAAAACGUCGCGAGUGUUGUAACAAAAACCACGGAAAACAGAAGAAGAAUACGGGAGCAAAAGGAAUUCCAGGCUACGGCAGAAUGCCCAUUGCCCAACAGGGUUUCGUUCCAUGGUAUUUCAACGAGGCCACUGCAAUGAGAAAAGAAUUCCUGAAGCCAAAGAAAAUGAUACAUCCAAAUAGCAGAAAGUCUAUCGCUAUUACGAAAAAAGCCAAAAAAAUAUCAAAUAGACAGAAGGCAGAAAUGUCCUGCUUGAUAAAACAGAAUUCAAUAGGAGAGAAAAUAUCGUGGAUCAGAAACAAUAUGAUUCCAGGCGUGUGUCCCUAUACUCCAGAGUUAACUGCAAGUUUGUUAGAAACGAAGGUAUGUAGCAAGAAAUGAUGAAGAAAUGAAAGAAAUUACUAUUAAAAGGUCUAUAGGUAGCAACAGGAGUAGACAGCAUGCAGGAGGGAACACAUAAUUAGAGUAGAAAGAACUAGGAGAAUAUCAUACACGUGGAAUAGAAAUUUCUGAUAUUUUAAAUGCAACUCAGUGUGAAAUGUUAUUGAAUUGGAAUAAUGAAUUACAGUGUGUGAAUAAUUUUAAAUUUAUAAGGUUUGGCGAGAAAGAUUUAAAGAAAGUAUUAGAGCUAAGAAAAAGAAUGAAAAUAAGCCAUAUUAGAAUAUCCAAAUCUCUGUUAGCUAUGCCUGUAAACAAGAAGAAUUUAUUAAGUAAGUCAAUUGAUUUAGAUGAAAAUAGUGUAAUGGAAAUAGAAUAAAUUCUGUAGAUAU